UACCCUCCCCGAAUCCACCUGUUGAUUUAUAUCUUAUGAUGGGUUUUCCUAUGCAAUGCUCUUAGGGCUACCAAACGAACAGGUGGAAGUACAUCUCUACGACCUCUGUUAUGGAGAAAAUGGAGCCUCAAAGGAGAGUGUACAUAUCUCUCCCUAAAAACAACAGGACCGCUUUGGCCAAAAAGUGUAAACUGGAUCACGGGCUUGUCAUUAAGGAUCUCAGUACUAACAUAAAUGAAGGAUACCUACAAGCUUACUUCCGACAGUGGGGCAGCAUUACAGCAUGCACGAUCAAGAAGACUCCACAGGACUCUGACUCAAAGAGUGCCAGUGCGUUGGGAUACGUGAGUUUUUCCUCUGAGGAGGAGGCAGAUAUGGCAGACUGGGCGGGUCCUCACUAUAUAGGAGGCAUGGAAGUGGAGGCCAAGAGAGUUGUCAGUCUGAAGAUGGAUGACCCAGAAGGUUGAGGUCAUCCCAGCCAGGUCUAUCCACAGACGUGACCAACAUCAAUUGAGCAUCUUUGAGAAUGUAUCAGAGGCCGGAUGAUACUGUACCUACAUUAUUUUUUUUAAUCAAUUUUGGAUGGGAUACAUGGAUUAUUUGUUGAAAAAUAAAUGUAGAUUUUAAUUUUUUUCUAUGAUUUGGUUUGAUUGUAACAAUUUGUUUUCAGAUGUCUUAUGUACCUUGAUUUACUGAUUUGUAAUGAAAUGCCAAUUGUUUUCAAUGUUGUGAACAUUAUAAGGCCUAUGUUGCAUUAACUUUUAGUAGAAUAACCAAAGAUAUUACUAGAAAGGGACAUUUCCUAAAGAAAAUGUGUGUUUGCUAGAAGUAUUUAUGAUAGUGACAGCAAUAAGUAGUAACGAUUGAUUGAUUGAUUGCAUUUAUAGGGCCCUGUAAAUCUGCGAUAUGCAGAACGCUGACGGAAUCCAGACAUUAAAGAAGAAUUUAACAAUGUUCAAAUAUUUUACCUUCAUUUAACCAGGCAAGUCAGUUAAGAACAAAUUCUUAUUUUAAAUGACUUCUUAGGAACAGUGGGUUAACUGCCUGUUCAGGGGCAGAACGACAGAUUUGUACCUUGUCAGCUCGGGGAUUUGAACUUGCAACCUUCCGGUUACUAGUCCAAUGCUCUAACCACUAGGCUACCCUGCCGCCCAGUGGUUAUAGUAAGUAUCAACAAAAUGUAGCCUAUUGAAAACUAAUACAUUUGCCCAAGUUUAUCAUGCCAUAAGAAAUGAACACAAUGCAUCAGUGAUUCAUAUUUUCUGCAAACAUCUAGAGGGCAAUGAGAAGGCACAACAGCGCCUCUUCAACCUCAGGAGGCUGAAGAAAUUUGGCUUGUCACCUAAAACCCUCACAAACUUUUACAGAUGCACAAUUGAGAGCAUCCUGUCUGGCUGUAUCAGCUCCUGGUACGGCAACUGCACCGCCCAUAACCGCAGGGCUCUCCAGAGGGUGGUGCGGUCUGUACAAUGCAUUACCGGGGGAAAACUACCUGCCCUCCAGGACACCACCUACAGCACCCGAUAUCACAGGUUUGCCAAAAAGAUCAUCAAAGACAACAACCACCCGAGCUACUGCCUGUUCCCCCCCACUACCAUCCAGAGGUCAGUACAGGUGCAUCACAGCUGGGACUGGGAGACGGAAGCUAUUUCUCAAGGCCAUCAGACUGUUAAACAGCCAUCACUAGCACAGAGAGGCUGCUGCCUACCUACAGACUUGAUAUCAUUUGCCACUUUUAAUAAAUGGAUCACUAGUCACUUUAAUAAUGGCACUUUAAUGUUUACAUAUCUUGCAUUACUCAUUUCAUAUGUAUAUACUAUAUUUUAUACCAUCUAUUGCAUCUUGCCUAUGCCGCUCUGUCAUUGCUCAUCCAUAUAUUUACAUUUAUAUAUUCUUAUUCCAUUCCUCUAUUUAGAUUUGUGUGCAUAAGGUAGUUGUUGUGGAAUUGUUAGAUUACGUGUUAUUGCAGAUAUUGCUGCACUGUCGGAACUAGAAGCACAAGCAUUUCACAAUAACAUCUGCUAACCAUGUGUAUGUGACCAAUAACAUUUGAUUUGAUUUGAAUUCCUUGUCUGUAUGUGUGGUGCGCAAGCCUGCCACUUUGUGUAGCUGUUAGUGAGGAUUCUAAUGAGAAGUCUUCUGGUAGAUGGAAAGGCUUUCCCAUGAACCUUUGCAAUUAGAUGUUAACUACAAAGUAGCCUCUGCUUACCUUACUAAUCAAUCAGUGGGUAUUUGUUUUGCAAACUCUGCCAUCACGUGUGCACUUCAAAAACACUUCUAAACUGCCUCUUGCUACUGUAGGUGCACACUGGAAUUAAAGGGUAAAUACACCCCAAAAUCAAACAU
Oncorhynchus masou masou (cherry salmon) is the source of this 2346-nucleotide messenger RNA. Its product is annotated as heterogeneous nuclear ribonucleoproteins A2/B1-like. Lineage: Eukaryota; Metazoa; Chordata; Actinopteri; Salmoniformes; Salmonidae. Gene Ontology annotation, molecular function: mRNA 3'-UTR binding. Bases 111 to 467 code for a protein of 118 amino acids. The record is from RefSeq and is a predicted model, not a curated record. Gene Ontology annotation, biological process: mRNA splicing, via spliceosome. The transcript is spliced from 5 exons. Gene Ontology annotation, cellular component: catalytic step 2 spliceosome.